Molecule: messenger RNA, 1897 nt
Organism: Trichomycterus rosablanca
Lineage: Eukaryota; Metazoa; Chordata; Actinopteri; Siluriformes; Trichomycteridae
Gene: pigu
Product: phosphatidylinositol glycan anchor biosynthesis, class U
Exons: 12
Coding region: 1-1326 (441 amino acids)
Biological process (GO): attachment of GPI anchor to protein
Cellular component (GO): GPI-anchor transamidase complex; membrane
Source: RefSeq, a predicted model, not a curated record
AUGGCGGCUCCCUUAACACUUCUGUUGAUUUUGGCUGUAACAAUAAGAGCAGUAUUAUUUCGAUCUAGUUUAGUUACGCUCAUUUCUGAACGGGUUGAAGUUGUAUCUCCGCUGAACGCUUGGAAAAGAGUUGUGGAAGGUCUUGCACUGCUAGAUCUCAAUGUCUCACCCUACUCAGGAGAUGUAUUUCAUGAAACACCCCUUGUCAUAUACCUCUUUCAUUUUGUGGUUGACUAUGCAGAGAUUGUAUUUAUGUUACACUUUUAUCAUCAGAUAGCAGAUGGAAUCACAGCGGUGGCUCUCUAUCUGGCAGUGCAGCAAUACAACAAGAAUGUGUUCAGACACCAAAAGUAUGCUCUGGAGGCAGACAAGUAUCCACAUGACUGUCUGGAGCUCAUGCGUUCACCCAAAGAGAUGUUUUAUAUUCCCCUUAAGGUGGCCAUGUUUUAUUUAUUGAAUCCUUUCACAAUACUUUCAUGUGUGGCAAAGUCUACAUGCGGGCUGAACAAUGCCAUUAUUGCACUCUUCAUCUUGUUUACAGUAAAAGGAAGUGCCUUGUUGAGUGCAAUAUUCUUAGCCUUGGCAACCUAUCAAAGCAUUUAUCCUUUUGCACUGUUUGCCCCAGCCCUUCUCUUUCUGCUUCAGCGGCUGUAUAUCCCAGUGAACCCAUGCAGGAGUAGUUUCUGGUUCUUCACCCUUCAGUAUGCUUUCAUGUUUGUGGGGAGUCUGGUCGUCAUUGUCUGUCUCUCGUUUUUUUUGCUGGGUUCCUGGGACUUUAUUCCAUCAGUCUAUGGAUUUAUCCUCUCUGUACCAGAUCUCACUCCAAAUAUUGGGCUCUUUUGGUACUUCUUUGCUGAGAUGUUCGAACACUUUCGUUUCUUCUUUAUCUGCGUCUUCCAGAUCAAUGCCUUUUUGUACACCAUUCCUCUCUCCAUCAAACUAAAGGAGCAUCCAGUGUUUCUCAUGUUUAUACAGAUUGCUAUCAUCUCCAUCUUUAAAUCCUACCCCACUGUAGGAGACAUAGCGCUCUACAUGGCCUUCUUGCCUGUCUGGAGCCACCUCUACAGAUUUUUAAGGAACAUCUUCCUGGUUUCUUGCAUUUUGUUGGCAUGCUCGGCUCUCUUCCCCGUGCUCUGGCACCUCUGGAUCUAUGCUGGCAGUGCCAACUCAAACUUCUACUAUGCCAUAACACUACUCUUCAAUGUUGGACAGAUCCUACUUGUGUCUGACUACUUCUAUGCGUACCUGCGUCAGGAACAUCACCUGAGCCAAGGACUGUACCUAAAAAGGAAAGAUGGCAGUGAGGCUUCACUGGUGUUAAAAUGACCUUCACUAAUACCAUUAUAUCUGCCAGCAUUACGUUUUCACUCCUGCCCAGUUUGCCUCUUUCCCUGACUCAGUUUGUUUAUUUUCUGUUUGUACUUAUUAUUAUGACUCCUCUUCUAUCUUCUCAUCUUCAACCAUCUUCCUUCUGUGCAGUUAUUUUGUCGUGUUUUAAUCAGUUUUAUGGUACACCCCCUCUCUUGGACCAAAGCUGCAAUGAGAAGGACUUAAGCGGGCGCUAGCUUGUGCUCUUAAUUCUGGAAUAAGCACAAAAGCUUAAACUGGUGGAGGUGGGUUUUUCUCACCCAUUUGUCAUGUAAAAUUCUGAGCUGCAGAUGAACCUUAGCCGGCGGAUGAAAGUCUACUGUAAUUUGUACUCAGUGCCUCCUGACACAUGGAUGAUACAACUGAGUCACUCACAUGAGAGAUCACAACACUGUUUCUGUUUUGUUGUUUUUGUUACCCAUCAAAAGUGGGAUUGUAUAAUUUAUUUGUUGUCAAAAAUAUUAUUUGGAAUGUUUUGGAAUGAAUUACAGAUUGGUGGCAAUAAAAUGACAGAAACUUGCCACGAAAA